Messenger RNA from Cryptococcus wingfieldii CBS 7118, 498 nucleotides. RefSeq lists its product as hypothetical. The transcript has 3 exons. The record is from RefSeq and is a predicted model, not a curated record. Lineage: Eukaryota; Fungi; Basidiomycota; Tremellomycetes; Tremellales; Cryptococcaceae. Bases 1 to 498 code for a protein of 165 amino acids.
AUGUCCCCGUCCGCAUCGCCAUCAGCCUCUCCCGAACCCGCCGCUUCGAGCUCCACCACCGCCGCGGCGGCCCCGGCACCCAAAGUCUCGCAAUACCAACAAGGCCGUAAACAGCAAGCCAAGGAGAAUGGUGGUAGGCGUAGAGCUGGAGGCCCUGGGAAGAAAGGAAAGGUCUUUGUUGAGGACAAGAAAGACCUCCUGUCCCUGAUCUCAUCCAUCUCUGGCGAGGCCGAAGCGCUCUCGACGUCGCGUAUAUCGAAAGUCAAGGAUGUACAGCAGGAGAAGGCGGUGCAGCAGUUCAAGAGGAAUCAGGAUGUGGGGGCUGCGGGAGGAAAGACGUUGAGCGGGGCGGAGAGGAAGAAGAGGGCGAGGGCUAAGGAACUUAAAGAAGCCAAGACAAAGGUCCUGGAGAAGGAGAAGGCGAAGAAAGAUAGGAAGGCUGGAAAACAAACACCGGCGGAUGGGAAGCCUGCGAAGAAGAGUGUCGGGUUUGCCUGA